AUGGCAUCGCCGGACGAGUCCAUGAAUCCCCUCGACGCUCCCUCUCCGCCCACUGCCCCCGAAGAGAUCGUCUCACCACCCAUCGGCAGUCCAACCUCACAACGACCACCCCCACUUAGAAUGGCCUCCGACAUGACUCCUUCCGCCACCUUCUCGAACAUGUCCACCUCCUCACAACCGCUUGGCAACAUCAAUGCCGCACGAAGACCUCCGCCAAUGGCCGGACGAGGCGGAGCUGCGGCGGGAGGAUCAGACAUUGCUGCCAGGAUGCGUGCCUUCCAUCAAUCACGGCAGAACACGCCGACACCCGGUGCCGCUGGUCGGCAACCAAACACGCCCGGUGCACCUCCCGCUGGCGGCGUGGCUGCCAACCCUGGCUUCGCUGCGAACCUGCGACUACCACCCAUGCAAAGACCUGGCGCUCAGCCCGCCGCCUCAUCACCAGCUGUGCCUGGUGUCAACCCUGCUGGCAGAGGUAUGUCAUUAGCGGAGAAGCGAGGUAUGAAAAUGCCCGGUGGCCUACCGGGCGCCGCAGCAUCACCUGCGCCUGGAGCCCCUGGAGCACCUCCUGGGCGUAAGAGGCCUGGCAUGACGCUGGGUGACAUGAAUGGCGGCGCUGGACCUGCGGGAGCGAAUGGUGAGAUUCGUGGACAGCAAGAGAAGCCAAAGACAGAGAACAUGAUGGAAAAAUAUUCCGAGUUCAUCGAUACUAAGAAUGGUGCUUUGACUUUCAAGAACAAAGCUACCAUCAACGCGGAUGGAAUUGAGUUUACGAACGGCAAAUCAUUCCACAUAAGUCUGGACGAGAUCGAGACAAUGGACGAGCUCGGCAAAGGCAAUUACGGCACGGUAUAUAAGGUACGACACGCACGACCAAAAUUUCGAAAAGCAGGGCUAGGUCUUGCUGGAAACAAAGCGAUACGGACUUCUGAUCGUGCGAGCGAAGAUGAUGUCCCACCGUCACCGACGACUGCAGCAAAGGCCGGUGGAACAGGACUGGUGAUGGCCAUGAAGGAAAUGCGACUAGAACUGGAUGAUGCGAAAUUUGCCUCGAUUGUCAUGGAGCUGGAUAUUUUACAUCGAUGUAUAUCACCCUACAUUGUGGACUUCUACGGUGCCUUCUUCCAAGAAGGCUGCGUCUACAUCUGCAUGGAGAACAUGGACGGUGGCUCGAUGGACAAGCUGUACGGCGAUGGCGUGCCAGAAGGCGUGUUACGAAAAGUCACAUAUGGCGCUGUUCUGGGCCUGAAGAGUCUGAAGGAAGAACAUAAUAUCAUCCAUCGCGACGUCAAACCCACAAACAUCUUGAUCAAUACACGAGGUCAGGUGAAAUUAUGCGAUUUUGGCGUUUCGGGGAACUUGGUGGCGAGUAUUGCGAAGACGAACAUUGGAUGUCAGUCGUAUAUGGCUCCCGAACGGAUAAGUGGAGGUGGGAUGGCUUCUGCUGGAGCGGCGGGAGGAACGUACAGUGUGCAGUCUGAUAUUUGGUCGUUGGGACUUACGAUUAUCGAGUGUGCAAUGGGACGGUAUCCGUAUCCGCCUGAGACUUAUGACAACAUCUUCUCGCAAUUAUCGGCCAUCGUGGACGGCGUGCCACCAGAUCUACCAGCAGACCAAUACUCCGAAGCAGCACGAGACUUCACAGCCGGCUGCCUCAACAAGAUCCCUAAAGCACGACCCACAUACCCAAAUCUUCUUCAACACGCCUGGUUAGCACCUCUCGCAAAACCGGAAACCAUCACAGAAGAAGACGAGGACGAAGAGGCCAUCGCGGAGAAAAUGGCCGCUACUAAUAUCGAUCCGAAGGAACUAACGGCCGUGAAGAUCGACGAGGCGGAAAGGAAUCUGGAUCGCAUUUUCGACAAGGAGGUUUCGGAAUGGGUUAUUCAGGCGAUUGAUAAGAAGAAAAGGGGGGUGUUGGGGCAGCAUGCUAAGCCGGCUUUGCAUGCGGCGCCGUUGGAUGCUGUGGGGACGCCGAAGGGGGGGCAGGAGGCCGCGCCUGUGGUGGCUGUGCAGCCGGUUGCUGUUGAUGCUUGA
Messenger RNA from Recurvomyces mirabilis, 2037 nucleotides. It is a transcript of the gene wis1, whose product is annotated as MAP kinase kinase Wis1. Gene Ontology annotation, biological process: cellular hyperosmotic response; MAPK cascade; protein phosphorylation. The transcript is spliced from 2 exons. Gene Ontology annotation, molecular function: ATP binding; MAP kinase kinase activity. Lineage: Eukaryota; Fungi; Ascomycota; Dothideomycetes; Mycosphaerellales; Teratosphaeriaceae. The record is from RefSeq and is a predicted model, not a curated record. The coding region runs from base 1 to 2037 and encodes 678 amino acids.